This is a messenger RNA of Eimeria tenella, 2047 nucleotides long. Its product is annotated as zinc metalloprotease 2, putative. Gene Ontology annotation, molecular function: metal ion binding. The annotation marks the transcript as partial. The record is from RefSeq and is a predicted model, not a curated record. The transcript has 9 exons. Gene Ontology annotation, biological process: protein processing. NCBI's taxonomy places the organism in Eukaryota, Apicomplexa, Conoidasida, Eucoccidiorida, Eimeriidae.
CAGCAGCGAGAGGCUCGCGCUGCAGGCCCUUUCUUACCUGCUGCUGGGCACCCCCACCAGCCCCCUUUAUAAGGCCCUCGCGGACAGCCAUUUGGGGCGGGCAGUGAUAGGGGGGGGCCUCAGUCUCGACUUGAAACACGCCACCUUCUCCGUGGGGCUAAAGGGGGUGGCCCAGAAGGAGGGCGCAGCAGCAGAAGUGGAGAGCGUGGUGCUGCGGUGUCUGCAGCAGCUGGCGGAGACAGGGUUUGCUGCUGCUGCUGCUGCUGCUGCUGCUAACACUUUGGAGUUUAACUUGAGAGAAUUAAACACCGGCACCUUCCCAAGAGGACUCAGUCUAAUUCUCGAUAUGGACACGGAAGCUAAUUACGACAGAGACCCAAUAGCUGCGAUAUCUUUUGCUGCUGCUUUAAAAGAACUUCGCGAAAGAAUGCAAAAAGAAGAUCUUUUCCAAAACCUCAUCAGAAAAUACCUGCUGGAGAACCCGCACCGCGUGACUUUGCGGCUGUUUGGAGACCCCGAAAUGGAAGCUCGGGAAGCAGCAGAAGAAAAAAAAAGACUUGAAAAAAUCCAAAGCGAAUUAACUCCUUCUGUCGUUGAAAACAUUCUUGCGGACCAGAUUGCCCUCAAACAGAGACAGCUGUCGGAGGACUCUGAAGAGGCCCUGAAGUCGCUGCCGGUCCUUAGCCUUGAAGACGUGAAGGAGGCGAACAACGAAAUCCCGUCUUCUUGUUUUCCCGUGGAAGGAGUUGCUGUUGUUUCGCACGAGCUGGGGACUCGCGGGGUUUUGUACGCGGAGGUUUAUUUUGCUGCUGCUGCUGUUGCGCUGCAGCAGCUGCCGCUGCUGCGGCUGCUGGCGCGGCUGCUGCUGGAGACCGGCGCGGGGCAGCUAAACCCUCAGCAGCUGCAGCACCAAAUCGGAGAAGCAACAGGAGGGUUUAGGGUUUCUCUCGACUUCAGAUCUGUCAGCAAAACCCCCAACACUGUUCCAGACCCUCUCGACAGCAUCGGCUUCCUCGUCCUCUCCGGAAAAGCGGAGACGGACUGGCCGUCUUUGGCAGCAGAGUUGGAGAGUUUGCGCAGCAAACUGCUGCAGCGGGAAAACACUUUAGUGAACUUAACUGGAGACAGCAGCAGCUUAGCUGCUGCAGCAGCAGGAGAGGGUUUGGAGGCGCUGCGGGGUUUGCUGGGGGCGCUGCCUGUGGGGUCUCCUGCUGCUGCAGCAGCAGCAGCAGCAGCAGCAGCAAACACUGAAACCUUGCUUUCCACUCCUUUUGGACAAAGGGGCUUCGACAGAAAACCUCUUUGGGUUUCCCAAAUUGAGCAGCAGCAGCUGCUCAACAAACCCGUCAGAGAAGCACUUCUGGUCCCCACAAAGGUGAACUACGUGGCCGCGGGGGGCCGCGUGUGGGGUGUGGGGCGGGAGGUGUGGGGCCCCGCGUUUGUGGGGUCUGGGAUCGUCUCCUCCCAGCACUUGUGGGGAGUUGUGCGGGAGCAGGGGGGGGCCUACGGCAGCAGCUUCAACUUGGAUGCUUCUGGAUUAUAUUUAUUUGCUUCUUUCCGGGACCCGCAGCUGCAGCAGACGCUGCAUGCGUUCGCGCAGACGCCGCAGUUCCUGCGGCAGUGGGCCGCUGCUGCUGCUGCUGCUGCUGCUGCUGCUGCUGCUGCUGCUGCUGCUGCGCCCCACAAAGUCCAAAAGGCCGUUUUGGCCCUUCUCAGGGAAAUCGACUUUCCGCUGCCUUCCGAUAAAAAGGGAACUAAAGCUUUUUGGCAACUCGUCGCCAGACAGAGAGAAGAACACAGAACCAAGUUCAGGCAGCAGGUGCUGAAUACAACAGCAGAAGAUAUAAAGACUUUUGCCGACGAGCUGGCCGCAGCCAUGGCAGACACGGAAAGAAAUAACUAUGUUGCUGUUGUGUCUUCGCAAGCAGCAGCAGCAGCAGCAGCAGCAGCAGACCCCAGCCUCCAGCUGAAGCAAAUCGAAGUCUUCGAUAAAGAACACCAAGAAAGCACCAACACCGACGGAGAAGAUGUCUAUACUGUCGCCUAA